This is a messenger RNA of Xiphophorus maculatus (southern platyfish), 2595 nucleotides long. RefSeq names its product ribophorin II (gene rpn2). The transcript has 17 exons. Bases 79 to 2031 code for a protein of 650 amino acids. NCBI's taxonomy places the organism in Eukaryota, Metazoa, Chordata, Actinopteri, Cyprinodontiformes, Poeciliidae. Gene Ontology annotation, biological process: protein N-linked glycosylation. The record is from RefSeq and is a predicted model, not a curated record. Gene Ontology annotation, cellular component: membrane; oligosaccharyltransferase complex.
AUCCGUAACCUGACAGGUUUCUCUCUGGGACACCGGAAGCAGUCGUGGGUUUGGUGACGCUGCAUUAGACUGCAAGAUAUGAUUCUGACCAUGAAGCACGCGCUCAGGCCGAGUGGUGGGCUUGCUAACUUCGGCUGUGUGUCCGCGGAGCUAUUCGGGGUUCUCCUCCUCAGCCUGGCUCUUGCUGGAGCUCAGGCUCUCACACCGUCUCACCACCUGUCCCUGUCUGAUGUGGGCCGGCUCCAGAAUCUUCUGAACCAACCAUACGACGACCUGGAGUCCGCAUACUACUCUGUGGUUGGGCUCACCAAGCUCGGAGCAGCUGUUCCAGAUCCUGCAGAAGUUUGCCAGUUCCUGAAAUCCCAGCUGGAUCCCGGUAGUGUUGAUUCUUUGUUCUUUGCUGCUGAAACCAGUAAGGCCAUUUCAGGAUGUGAGAUCCCUGUUUCCAAUGAAACCAGGGACAUCCUCCUGGCGGCGGUCAGUGAGGACUCGUCCAUGUCUCAGAUCCACCGGGCAGUGGGCGCUCUCAGCUCCUUGGGGCUCCCACUCGCUUCACAGGAAGUGGUCGGUGCCCUCACGGCUCGUAUCAACAAGGAGGACAACGUCAUGGCCAUCAUCUCGGCCCUGCAAGCCGCAUCCCGCCUGUCCCAACAGGCAGAACUGGGAGGAAUCCUGGAGGAGAUUGAGGAUCUGACGGCUCGCCUGGACGACCUGGGAGGCGUGUACCUGCAGUUUGAGGAGGGGCUGGAGGCCACCGGCCUUUUUGUGGCAGCGGCGUACAGCCUGUCGGACCACGUGGAUAUGGAGCCGCCUCUCAAGGAGGACCAGGUCAUCCAGCUGGUCAACUCCAUCUUCAGUAAGAAGUCGUGGGACUCUCUGUCUGAGGCGUUCAGCGUGGCGAGCGCUGCUGCUGCCCUGUCCAACAACCGCUUCCACGUCCCUGUGGUGGUCAGCGCUCAGGGCCCGGCCACCGUGUCCCACAACCAGCCGACCCUGCAGCUCCUGGUCACUGACGUCAUGUCCCAGCCUCUGGCCUCAGCCAGCGUUCUGGUGGAGUCUGCAUAUGCUUUGGCCUCCAAGAGCACCGUUCUCAACCAGGCACCGUUCACUCAUAACAAUGGCGUCUUUGAACUGAAUUUCAUGUCCAGCAAGCCGGCCAGUGGAUAUUACCAGUUCACUAUUGGUGUGACUGGGGACAGCCGACUGGUGGCCAAUCACAUUGAGCUGAAGGUCAAAGUUUCCACUGAGGUGGCUGUUACUAACAUGGACCUCUCUGUGGUGGACAAGGACCAGAGCAUCGGCACAAAGACCACCAGAGUGCAGUAUCCCUCCAAAGCCAAGAGCUCCUUUACAGCAGACAGCCACCAGAACUUUGCCAUGUCCUUCCAGCUGGUUGACGUCAACAAUGAGCAGGAGCUCACCCCUCACCAGACGUUUGUCCGGCUGCACAAUCAGAAAACUGGCCAGGAGGUCGUAUUCGUUGCCGAACCAGACAGCAAGAACCUCUACAAGUUCGAGUUGGACACGGCUGAACGGAAGUCAGAGUUCGAUUCUAUGUCUGGUACCUACUCUCUCUACCUCAUGGUUGGAGAUGCCACCCUGGAGAAUCCCAUCUUGUGGAACGUGGCUGACGUCAUCCUGAAGUUUGCAGAAGAAGAAGCUCCAGUUGCUGUUCAGCCAAAGACUCUUUAUGUACCAAAACCAGAGAUUCAGCAUUUGUUCAGGGAGCCAGAAAAGAAGCCUCCAACGGUGGUUUCCAACACCUUCACCGCUCUCGUACUGUCUCCACUCCUGCUUCUGCUCAUUCUGUGGUUUAAACUCGGAGCCAACAUCUCCAACUUCAGCUUCUCUCCAAGCACCAUCUUGUUCCACCUGGGACACGCAGCCAUGCUGGGCCUGAUGUACGUCUACUGGACCAACCUGAACAUGUUCCAGACUCUGAAGUACCUGGCAAUCAUCGGCGGCAUAACCUUCCUAGCGGGGAACCGCAUGCUGGCCCAGAAAGCAGUGAAGAGAAUGGAGAAAAAAUAAAGACAAAAGAAGAAACUGAUGGUGGUCAUUUUGUAAUUUUAAUUUUUUGGUUUGCUACAAAAUCAGACUCUGGGGAAAAAAGGCACGAAUGUUCAAGAAUCCAAUCGACGGUUUUAAACAUGCAGUACGACUGUGUUACCAAACAGAAGGGACAGAGACGCCUUGGGACAAACACUGAUGGAUUCUCCUGCAAAGGGCGGUAGAGCUACUGAUCGUUGCACUUUUCUUUUUGUCCAACACAGCAGAGUUUUUCAGUGAAUUUUUUGUGGUUUCUUGAUGAAAAUUGGGUUUUGUCCUUUUUUUUUUUUUUUUUUUUUUUUGUACAUUCCUCUUCGUUGAUGCUCUGUGUCCUGUUUCACCUCAGGAAGGAGCUGCCGCUUCUUCUUCUUCCAGAAAUAAUCAACAAUUCGACAUCGCACUGACACCCCAAAAUAAUAUCAACUACGCUGAUGGGUUUUCCUGUGGUACUCUUUUAUUUUCUACAGAAGAUGCUCCCAGGAUGUGUUGAUGAUAAAAAAUAUGUUUUUGUAAUGAAGAUGGGGAAAAUAAAGAAGCUGAGGUGAA